AAUUCUUUUCUUAGGUGUUCAAGAACCAUGGAGCUUCAGCCGGGGCUUCAAUGAGUCACUCUCACAGUCAGAUAAUAGCUCUUCCAAUUGUUCCAUCCAAUGUUUCUGUUCGGCUUGACAGUAUGGAGGAGUAUUUUUACCAGACAGGGAAAUGUAGUCUCUGUGAGGUCCAAUCAAAGGACCUCUUGAUUAAUGAAACCAGCCAUUUCAUUUCAAUCACACCAUUUGCUGCUUUAUUUCCUUUCGAGAUGUGGAUAAUUCCUGGAUAUCAUACUUCUCAUUUUGAUGAACUAGACAAAGAAAAGGCAGUUGAUCUUGGUCACUUGCUGAAACUCAUCCUUAAAAAGAUGUCGGCGCAGUUGAAUAACCCUCCAUUCAAUUUCAUGAUUCAUAAUUCACCGGUCCACGUUGCCGACUCCAAGUUACCAUACAGCCACUGGUUUUUGCAGAUAAUACCUCAGUUAACCGGUAUAGGCGGUUUCGAGCUUGGAUCUGGAUGUUACAUAAAUCCAGUUUUCCCUGAUGAUGCUGCCAAAAUUUUGAGGGAACUUGAUGUUCCUGUACAAGGUUAAAAGCUAAUUUACACCAUACUAGUAGUGUAAAAUCAUAUUGCAAUAAGGAGAGGGGGGGAAAACUCAAUUUACAUGAAGAAAUCUCAUGUAAAUCCAUUUGAGCCCUUAGUUGCUUUUUACUUUUCUGGUUUACUUAUCUAAUUGUAUUGGUUUAUGUGAUUUAUUUACCAUGUUAUGUAUUUUCUUGGAAAAAA
This is a messenger RNA of Hibiscus syriacus, 766 nucleotides long. RefSeq names its product ADP-glucose phosphorylase-like. Gene Ontology annotation, biological process: galactose metabolic process. Gene Ontology annotation, molecular function: UDP-glucose:hexose-1-phosphate uridylyltransferase activity. The transcript is spliced from 2 exons. The record is from RefSeq and is a predicted model, not a curated record. Bases 51 to 572 code for a protein of 173 amino acids. Lineage: Eukaryota; Viridiplantae; Streptophyta; Magnoliopsida; Malvales; Malvaceae.